Molecule: messenger RNA, 1005 nt
Organism: Durusdinium trenchii
Lineage: Eukaryota; Dinophyceae; Suessiales; Symbiodiniaceae
Source: the annotation of a GenBank genome assembly
AUGCCCCCGGUGGCGUACAAACGCGGAUGGGUGGCUUCAGCGCCGGAAGACCUUCUCAAAGAUGCGCUCAAGACCGCGGAGGAAGCGAGUGAUCCGCAAGAUUUGCUCGAGGUGGCGCGACCUGAGGAGGCUUGGGAGCUUCAAGGUGACUCCUGGGUCUUAACCUUGGCGGCGGCGUCGGCGUCGGAGCUCACCUUGGAUUGCGCCAAGGAGGCGCUUCGUAUCAGCGGGCUUGAGGGCGACCGGAGUGUGUCAUGGCCGCGAAGCUUUACAGACGAGGCUGAAUCGAAGAUCACCGCACGGUUCUCCAAGAAGCAAAACCUCUUGUUUGUGACAUUGCCAGCCGAUCUCGAGGCAUCUCCCGCGCCCAGCGCGCCCAGCGCGUCCGCCAAGCCCAAGCUGAAACAGGCGGUCGAAGGCGGAUAUGCCUACGCCAUGCCACAGGACGCGGAAGCAGAAGACAUGGCUGUGCUGCUGAUGUUGCAUUCAUCCUGUGCGCUUGGAGAUGCGGCCGCGGUUCGGAGGCUGCUGCCGGUGACGAAGGACGUGGACGCCCUGGAUGAGUUGGGCGCGACCGCGCUGGAGAAGGCUUGUUUGGUGGGUCACGUGGAGGUUGCUGAGUUGCUCCUGGCAAAGGGCGCUGACGCGCAGGGGAUCCAGGGAGCACCCUCCACGCCUUUGCAUCGAGCUGCAGCCUUGGGUGAUGGCCCCAAGACUCAUCGGUUGCUGAAGCUUUUGUUGGACCACGGUGCUAACCCCAACCUCAAGGAUUCGUCGGGGCGCUUGGCGGCAGACUUGUUCGCGGAUGCUGCGGGGUGGCAAUUGCCCCUGGGCCCAUCCUACAGCCAGUGGACCGCUCGAAAAGAUGCGAUGUUGGUCGACUUUGGCUCGGAUGACCGUGCUGUGCAGCUCAAUGAUAUGCUCACACGCUCGGCCAUCUUCAUUCCUUUGUGGAUCAUGUACGCCCGCAUCGCGCAGAGAUCGAUCCAGAUCGGGGGGGCGUAG